GCAUUAAAAAGGGUUGGAAAAUCUGUAAAUAUUCAAGAAGUAAUGGAUCAGUGGACACUGCAGAUGGGUUAUCCUGUUAUCACUAUCUUGGGAAAUGAAACUACAGACAAUGUCAUAGUGAUCUCCCAAGAACGUUUUGUUUAUGAUAGUGAUGCUAAACCCAAGGAUCCUGCCGUUGGAGACAACAGCUACUUGUGGCAGAUUCCAUUAACAAUUGCAGUAGGAAAUACGAGCCACAUCUCAUCAGAGGCAAUUAUAUGGGUGUCUAACAAAUCAGAACACCACAGAAUUCCUGCUUUGGAAGAGGCAAGUUGGUUGCUGGGGAACAUCAACCAGACUGGCUACUUUAGAGUUAAUUAUGAUACUAGGAAUUGGAAGCUGAUAAUUAAUCAGCUAACAAGGAACCAUGAGGUUAUCUCUGUCAGUAAUCGAGCAGGCUUGAUCGAUGAUGCGUUCAAUCUAGCCAGAGCUGGUUAUUUGCCUCAGAAUAUUCCUUUGGAGAUUAUCAGAUACCUUUCAGAGGAGAAGGAUUUUCUGCCGUGGCAUGCUGCCAGCCGAGCUCUUUAUCCUCUAGAUAAGUUGCUGGACCGCACAGAAAAUUACAAUAUCUUCAAUGAGUAUAUUUUAAGACAAGUUGCAUCAAUGUAUCUCAAGCUUGGAUGGCCAAUGAAUAAUUUAAACAAAUCGCUUGUUCAAGCAUCAUACCAACAUGAAGAGUUGCGUCGGGAAGUGAUCAUGUUGGCCUGCAGCUUUGGUAACAAACACUGUCACCAGCAGGCUGCAACCUUAAUCUCGGAUUGGAUUUCUAGCAAUAGGAACCGAAUCCCACUCAAUGUGAGAGACAUUGUCUACUGUACAGGAGUUUCACUGAUGGAUGAAGAUGUAUGGGAGUUCAUUUGGAUGAAAUUUCAUUCUACCACAGCAGUGUCUGAGAAGAAAAUAUUAUUAGAAGCCUUAACUUGCAGUGAUGACAGAAACUUGCUCAACAGGCUUUUGAAUUUGUCUCUCAACUCGGAAGUUGUCCUGGAUCAGGAUGCAAUUGAUGUGAUAAUCCACGUAGCUCGGAAUCCACAUGGAAGGGAUCUUGCUUGGAAGUUUUUCAGAGAAAAAUGGAAAAUACUAAAUGCUAGGUACGGAGAAGCAUUAUUUAUGAAUUCAAAGCUUAUCAGUGGGGUCACAGAAUUCCUCAAUACCGAAGAAGAACUGAGAGAGCUAAAGAACUUUAUAAAGAGCUACGAAGGGGGAGCUGCUGCCUCUUUCUCUCGCGCCGUGGAAACAGUGGAAGCCAAUGUGCGGUGGCAAAGGCUUUAUAAGGAAGAACUGUUCCAGUGGCUAAGAAAAACCGUGACGCACUGAUCUGUCUUUCCAGCCAACCAUUUAACCUGAAGCUCUGCAAGAGGAAGAGGAGACAUUUUAGAAGUGUUCAACAUUAAAAUCACAAAGACAAGAGCAGAUUGCAGGGAUAAGGUUUUUUCUUUUCUUUUUCUUUUUUUUUUUUUUUAAAUUCUGAGAUUUUUUUUACACUGGACUCUUGAGAAAUUGUCAAGAAGCUUUUCAGAAGAGAAGAUCAUGAAUGCUUGUGAAAUCCAGUCCUCAGUGUACACAACAAAACAUGAUACUAAGUGGUGCAUGUAAAUGUUGAAGAAAAACAGACAAAAAACCCUUCAGACUAUUUUGUGCAUGCUUGUACCGUCCCUGCCUGUAUUCUAGCAUGCUUAUGUAUGACAGCCACAUUUUGUACGUGAGUUCCAGUUACAUCAAAGAUGGGCAUUAUACAAAGCA
This is a messenger RNA of Leptosomus discolor (cuckoo roller), 1782 nucleotides long. The record is from RefSeq and is a predicted model, not a curated record. NCBI's taxonomy places the organism in Eukaryota, Metazoa, Chordata, Aves, Leptosomiformes, Leptosomidae.